Cavia porcellus (domestic guinea pig) is the source of this 3540-nucleotide messenger RNA. It is a transcript of the gene Rag2, whose product is annotated as recombination activating 2. Bases 221 to 1804 code for a protein of 527 amino acids. The transcript has 2 exons. Gene Ontology annotation, biological process: V(D)J recombination. Gene Ontology annotation, cellular component: DNA recombinase complex; nucleus. NCBI's taxonomy places the organism in Eukaryota, Metazoa, Chordata, Mammalia, Rodentia, Caviidae. Gene Ontology annotation, molecular function: protein binding; sequence-specific DNA binding. The record is from RefSeq and is a predicted model, not a curated record.
GGUCACAGUCAGUUGCUCGUUAGAUCAGCGUUCACUGGAACAUCUGGAGGGUCUAUAAACAUACUAAAGUCAUCAGCCUUCAGCUUGCUGCAGACAUAGUAGGCAGUGCGGGAAUCUUUCCCAAGUGCUGAUUUUAAAACCUGGCACAGCAGCAGAGAUUCAGAGAGGGGUGAGCAGGCCCUCUGCCUUCAGGUAAAAGAUCUACUGACAAUUGGAAAAUAUGUCACUGCAGAUGGUAACAGUUGGUAACAACAUAGCCUUAAUUCAACCAGGUUUCUCACUGAUGAAUUUUGAUGGGCAAAUUUUCUUCUUUGGCCAAAAGGGCUGGCCAAAGAGAUCCUGCCCUACUGGGGUUUUCCAUUUUGACGUGAAGCAUAACCAUCUCAAAAUGAAGCCUGCAGUUUUCUCUAAGGAUUCCUGCUAUCUUCCUCCUCUUCGCUACCCAGCCAUUUGCACAUUCAAAGGAAACUUGGAGUCUGAAAAGAAUCAAUAUAUCAUACAUGGAGGGAAAACACCAAACAAUGAGCUUUCUGAUAAAAUUUACGUCAUGUCUAUUGUUUGCAAAAACAACAAAAAAGUUACCUUUCGCUGCACAGAGAAGGACUUGGUAGGAGAUGUUCCUGAAGCCAGAUAUGGUCAUUCCAUUGACGUGGUGUACAGUCGAGGGAAAAGUAUGGGAGUGAUCUUUGGAGGACGAUCAUACAUGCCCUCUACCCAAAGAACCACAGAGAAGUGGAAUAGCGUAGCUGAUUGCUUACCCCAUGUUUUCUUGGUGGAUUUUGAAUUUGGGUGUGCUACAUCAUAUGUUCUUCCAGAACUUCAGGAUGGACUAUCUUUUCAUGUCUCGAUUGCCAAAAAUGAUACCGUUUAUAUUUUAGGAGGACAUUCGCUUGCCAAUAACAUCCGCCCUGCCAAUCUGUACAGAAUAAAGGUUGACCUCCCUUUGGGCAGUCCAGCUGUGAAUUUUACAGUCUUGCCAGGAGGAAUCUCUGUCUCCAGUGCAAUCCUGACUCAAACUAACAGUGAUGAAUUUGUUAUUGUUGGUGGCUAUCAACUUGAAAAUCAAAAGAGAAUGGUCUGCAACAUUGUCACUUUAGAAGACAACAAGAUAAAAAUCUCUGAGAUGGAAACCCCAGAUUGGACCCCAGAUAUUAAACACAGCAAGAUAUGGUUUGGAAAUAACAUGGGGAAUGGGAGCAUUUUCCUUGGUAUUCCAGGAGACCAUAAACAGGCUGUUUCUGAAGCAUUCUAUUUUUAUAUGUUGAAAUGCUGUGACAAUGAUGUGAAUGAAGAUCAGAAAACCUUGACAAACAGUCAGACAUCAACAGAAGAUCCAGGAGACUCUACUCCCUUUGAAGAUUCUGAAGAAUUUUGUUUCAGUGCAGAAGCCUAUAGUUUCGAUGGUGAUGAUGAAUUUGACACCUAUAAUGAAGAUGAUGAAGAAGAUGAGUCUGUGACAGGCUACUGGAUAACAUGCUGCCCUACUUGUGAUGUGGAUAUCAACACUUGGGUACCAUUCUAUUCAACUGAGCUCAACAAACCUGCCAUGAUUUAUUGUUCUCAUGGAGAUGGGCACUGGGUCCAUGCCCAGUGCAUGGACCUGGCAGAACCAACGCUCAUCCAUCUGUCAGAAGGGAGCAACAAGUAUUACUGCAAUGAGCAUGUGCAGAUAGCAAGGGCACUACAAACUCCAAAAAGAGCCAUACCCUUAAAAAAGCCUCCAAUGAAAUCAGUACGCAAAAAAGGUUCUGGAAAAGUCUUAACGCCUUCCAAAAAAUCAUUUUUUAGAAGACUGUUUGAUUAGUUUUUGCAAAAAAAAAAAAAAUUCAGAUUCUAAUGCAUUGAUUUUUUUUUUUUUUUUGAACUAGGGAUCAAACUCAUGAUCUCGCAGUUCACAGGCAAGCACUUAUGCCACUGAGCUAAAUCCUCUGCUCAAUGCAUUGAUUUUUUAAACAUUUUUUAAGUCACAAAAAUGAUAAGCAUAGGUCUUCAAUUUUGUUUAUCGACACGCAUAUGUUUUCUUUUUGUUAUGUGACUUAAGUGCUAAAUGUUGUAAUGUAUUUGCUAAAUACAGUUAUUCUAGGACCUAUACAUUUUUAAAAUCUUUUCCUUAAAGAUAUCUUACAGGAUAAUUUUUCACUUUAUGUUUUAUUAGUACAUAUUUGCCAUAAGUAUUGAUCACAUUCAUCAUAGAGAAUUUGUACCUGCACAUGAUAUAUAUUAAUUUUUUCUUUUUUCCAGUUUCCCUCCCCAACCUUCAACCCUGCACCUCCUCUCCAUUUAUAAAAUCUUUGUUUCAAUUUUUCUACUAUUCUACUAUUUCUAUUAAAUGAGAAUUUUAUUGAUUUUUUAUUCAGGAAAUCAUUAAAAAAGCAAUAAUAAUAAUAAAGCAUGUUUUGUAUCACUUGUAUCAUUUUUAGUAGCAAUGUACAAAGUAGUUAAGACAAACUUAACCCAAAGGAAGCUAACAUAAAGAAAUUAAUUUCUGUGUGUAAUAUAACAAUUUGAUAAUUAGCCAGAAAUUCAAACCAAGAUCUCAUGCUAGUGUUCUUUAUAGAUCUUUAAGUGACAUCUUGGGUAUACCCAUGAACAAAACAACUUAUGUUUAUAUAUAAUCUCCACUUACAUGAAAGAAAAAAAAUUUACAACAAUACAAUUUGAGCACAUGUUUUUGAAUUAUGGCAAUUCACUGUAUUGUCUUCAGAGAUUGCCCUUCCUAUAAUAUGAUACAUUGAUGAUGUGCCAAAGCCAGUACUUGGAAAUUUUAUUUGCGUGGACUUUCGUGAAGAAAAAGGACUCCAAUGAUAUUGAGCAUUCUGAGAGGAAAAAAUAAAUGACAGUAUACUGAUAAAUGAUUUCCAAGUAUGUCUCAUAGGCAAGAACAAUAUCUAUUAUUUCCUCAAAACAAUAAAAAUUCUAAAAUUUUCAUGAACAAAAUAGGCAGAAGAUUUCAAAUGGGGAUUUAAAAAUGUGUGUAAUGUGUAUGUGUCGAGCUAACAUGUGAAGUUUGCUAUCAGUAAAUUUUACAAGAUCACUGGUUUUGCCAAGGUUCAAUUAGAGACUCGGUGAGCAGUUAAACAUGCUGUUCAAUUUGAGGCUUUAAGGCUUUAGUUGAUAAUUAGAUGAACUUAAAAAUAAAUAUCUCUGUCUGUUUUUUCUGGACAAAUAUUUCACAUUAUCCUAAGCUAUUCAAUCAUAGUUUCUUAUUCAGCAUUAUUCACCAAAAUUCCAAAAUGUUUAACGUAGUAUUAACAAAGUUAGGAGGAACAGGAAAUGAAACCCCAAGGCCCAAGUUCUUUUUUUUAAUACCUGCGUAUCCCACAUACUGGAGUUCAACUGAACAAACCAAGUCAUGUUCUGUUUCUUUCGGUAAUAUUUCCUGAUGACUAUUCCGUUCAAAUAAUGUGUUGUGAUGUUGAUUUGAAUUUUUGUUCCAAACACCUAUGCAAGGAUAAUAAAAUGUGGAAGUCUUCUGCUUUUACUGAUUUGCUCAAGUUAAUAACAUUUGCAAUUACUCAAAUAAAGCUAAAAUUAAACUAA